GCACGAGCAAACUUUAUUGUAUAGUGGGGUAAUGUGGAAAGUUUGUUUUUGGGGGUGAAGGCUUGCGGACUUGUUAGUUGGAAUAACUGUAAAUAAGUUGGAUACCAAUGGCUGUACAGGGUUGUGAUUUAUUUAUGUGAUCGUUCAGGAUUUAAAUUCACUUUGUGGAGUAAUAUGCAGCGGUUCUGUUGGAUUAUUGUUGUGUUUUUGCUGCUUAAAUGUGUCUCAAUCGGAGGUUUCCCAUCAUGCCACCCUAACCCAUGUAAAAAUGGAGGAACAUGUAAAUCGGGAUCAAAUGGACAGAGCUAUUGUGUGUGUACAAAUGAGCACAUAGGGGAAUAUUGUCAGGACCAGAACCCAUGUCGAGCUAAUUUAUGUAUGAACGAUGGAAAUUGUCGAGUUAUCAAUUCAGAAUCGGGUCCACCAAGGGCAGAAUGUGAUUGCAAGAUAGGCUAUAAUGGUCAUAUGUGUGAGUUUGUUGACAGUAAUAGUGCUUGUUACAAAAAACGUUGUCAAAAUGGAGGAACCUGUAUAAACGGACCAACUCUUUCAGAUUAUACUUGUCAAUGUUUACCAGGAUUUAGAGGUGAUGACUGUGAGUAUGUGGAUCACUGUGCCUCUCAGCCAUGUCGUAAUGGAGGAACUUGUACAUCACAUACUAGUGGUUUUCAAUGUCAAUGUCCUGUAGGAUUUUUAGGAAGAACUUGUAUGACAGAUAUUAAUGAAUGCUCAGCUAAUCCAGAUAUAUGUCAAAAUGGUGGAACAUGCCGCAAUACACAAGGAUCCUAUGGAUGUGAUUGUUUACAACAAUAUACGGGUAAACAUUGUGAAGAUAUUUAUAUUCCCUGUAAACCCAGUCCAUGCAAAAAUAGCGGAACUUGUAAUAAAAAUGGAGAAUUAGAUUACCAAUGUACAUGUUUAUCAGGUUUUCGUGGUAAAAAUUGUGAAGAAAAUAUAGAUGAUUGUAUUAGUAAUCCGUGUGCUACUGGCUCCACCUGUAUCGAUGGCGUCAACAGCUACACAUGCAAAUGUCCACCUACUAUGCAAGGAUCAAGAUGUGACUUAGAUGUUGAUGAAUGCGAUACACAACCCAAUAUUUGCCGCAAUGGAGGAACUUGCAUGAACCUCAUUGCUGGGUUUAUGUGUAUCUGUGUUAACGGAUGGACAGGAUCGGACUGUAGCGAGAACAUUGAUGAUUGUAAAAAUAAUCCGUGUUAUAACGGAGGAACCUGUGAUGAUCGAGUCGGAUAUUUUUACUGUUCAUGUCCGAGAGGCAAAACAGGUCUACGAUGCCAUCUUGAAGAUGCAUGCGACAGUAACCCAUGUCAUGCCGGAGCUAGCUGUGAAACGUCUCCAAUUGACGGCAAUCCUAUCUGUACUUGUAAACGAGGCUGGCGUGGAAACGAUUGUUCACGAGACAUUAACGAAUGUCAAGAAAGUACGGAGGUUCCCUGUGAACAUGGUGGCACCUGUGUGAAUACACCAGGAAGUUAUAAUUGUGAUUGUGCUAUAGGAUUUACUGGUCCCUGGUGUGAAAUCAACAUCAAUGAAUGUGCAUCUGACCCUUGUUCAAAUGAUGGCACAUGUUUAGAUGAGAAGGGAGCCUAUAGAUGUAUAUGUAUGCCAGGUUAUACAGGAGUUAAUUGUGAAACAGAAUUUGAUGAGUGUAAUAGUUCUCCAUGUAUAAAUGGUGGUGUGUGUCAGGAUCUUGUUAACAAGUUUAAAUGUUCUUGUACUCCAGGAUUUGAAGGGAAAACAUGUGAAAUCAAUAUAGAUGAAUGUGCCAGUUCUCCGUGUAAAAAUGGUGCUACCUGCACAGAUCUCAUCAAUGUUUAUAGCUGCACAUGCAAAAAAGGUUUUAGUGGAGUUCAUUGUGAUGAAAACUAUGAUAAUUGUCGAGGUAUUAACUGUACUAAUGGUGCCUGUGUUGAUGGGUUAGAUUCCUACACCUGUCAGUGUACACCAGGUUAUACAGGUCUCCACUGUGAACAGGACAUCAACGAAUGUGACAGUAAUCCGUGUCAGUAUGGAGGAACAUGCACAGAUCUGGUAAAUAGUUAUGAGUGUCGAUGUCCUACUGGAACUUCAGGUCGUUAUUGUGAUAAUAACUAUAAUGAAUGUGGAAGUAAUCCAUGUCGUAAUGGAGCUACAUGUGUAGACGGAAUCAACCAGUACAAGUGUCAGUGUCGAGCAGGAUUUGAUGGAACUCACUGUGAAUUAGAUAUUGAUGAUUGUGUGUCCCAACCCUGCCACAACGGCGGAAAAUGUACAGAUCUUAUCAAUGGAUUUAAAUGUCAGUGUCCAGCUGGUUACUAUGAUGCUGAAUGUAGAUCAAACAUCAACGAAUGUGCCAGCAACCCAUGUACCAACAAUGGCAGAUGUAUUGAUGGUGUUAAUAAAUUUGAAUGCGAAUGUAAAAGUGGUUACGGAGGUCAUCGAUGUCAAGAGAAUAUCAAUGAUUGUAUUUCUAAUCCGUGCAUGCAUGGUGGAACUUGCCAUGAUUAUUUGGACAGAUAUUCUUGUGACUGUCGUGAUGGCUACACAGGAAAGAAUUGUGAAGUAAAUAUUAAUGAAUGUUCGAGUAAUCCAUGUUUACAUGGAGAAUGUGUAGAUUUGAUUGAUAAUUAUAGAUGUCAUUGUAAUCUACCGUAUACUGGCAAGAAUUGUGAACAGGAGUUAAAUCCAUGUCUGCCGUCACCCUGUAUGAAUGGAGCUCAGUGUGUACCUAGAAAUAAUUACAAGGAUUUCGCUUGUCGCUGUCCGUCUGGUUACACAGGUAAGCUUUGUAAUUUAGAUGUGGACGAAUGUGCCUCUAUGUCACCAUGUAGAAAUGGAGCACAAUGUCAGAAUACAAAUGGAUCAUUCGUGUGUAAAUGUCAACGAGGUUAUGAGGGAAAACAAUGUGAAGUUAAUCAUGAUGAUUGUGAUCCAAAUCCAUGUAUUAAUGGAGGUACAUGUGUAGAUGAAAUAGGAGGUUAUACAUGUAGAUGUGUGGAUGGAUUCGGAGGUAAUCAUUGUCAGAAUGAUAUAGAUGAGUGUGCCUCGAAUCCUUGUAGUCACGGUGGUACCUGUACUGAUUAUGUUUUCUCCUACACUUGUACAUGUCAAGCUGGCUUUAGUGGAGCACAUUGUCAAGUUAAUGACAACGACUGCACUCAGAGUUCUUGUUUGAAUGAGGGUCAAUGUAUUGAUGGUGUUAAUAAAUUUACAUGCGUCUGCGCAGCUGGAUACACAGGAAGUAAUUGUCAGACACACAUUAACCCAUGUGACAGUAACCCAUGUAUGAAUGCAGCUACAUGUUUUAAUCGUAAUGGCAACUACGUCUGUUUCUGUCCAUAUGGUUUCGAAGGUGUCCGUUGUGAGACUUUUGUCGAUUGGUGCAGCAAAAAUCCUUGUCAAAAUGGUGGUUCUUGUGAACAGUCAGCCAACAUAUUCAAAUGUAGAUGUCCCAGUGAUUGGACGGGAGAUAUUUGUGACAUCAGACGAGUUCCAUGUGCAAGGGCAGCUUAUUUGAAAAAUAUUGAAGAAUCUCAACUAUGUCAACAUAAUGGUGUAUGUAAAAAUACGGGAAGUACGCACACAUGUAUUUGUCAGGAAGGCUACGAGGGAAGUUACUGUGAACAAGAUAUUGACGAAUGUGCGUCUGCUCCAUGUAAAAAUGGAGCCACGUGUAAGGAUUUAAUCAAUCGUUACAGUUGUCAGUGUAAGAAAGGUUUCCAAGGACCUAAUUGUGAAUAUAAUAUCGACGACUGUGCCAAUCAGCCAUGUGCUAACAAUGGAAUUUGUCAUGAUCUUAUCGAUGAUUUCAAAUGUUCGUGUCCAUUUGGUACUCUUGGAUUUUUGUGUGAAAUCAAUGAAAACGAUUGUUUUGAGAAUGCCUGUUACCAUGGUGGCACCUGUGUUGACAAGAUUGGCCAUUUUGAAUGUAAAUGUCCUCCAGGUUUUGUGGGUCCUCGAUGUGCUGGAGAUGUAAAUGAAUGCAGUUCGAACCCCUGUAAUCCUCUCGGAACUCAGGACUGUGUACAACUUGAUAAUAAUUAUAGAUGUCAAUGUAAACCAGGCUGGAGUGGAAAUCAUUGUGAGAAUCGCAUCCAAUGCGAAGAAAGUCCGUGCAAACAUGGUGGUUCCUGUACCAACACGUUAAAUGGUCCCAAAUGUCAAUGUCUACAGGGUUUUUCGGGUGAUUAUUGUGAGUUUCGUUCAGCUGAUUGUGAAAGUUCACCGUGUAAAAAUGGUGGUACCUGCCGUCCACAACAACAGGGUUAUAUCUGUUUAUGUCCGGCUGGCGCUAGUGGAGUUACUUGUGAAAUAGAUUUUGCUGAUGAAUGUCAAUCAUCUCCAUGUAAAAAUGAUGGAACUUGUCAUGAUAAAAUAGGAUAUUAUGAAUGUUACUGUCCAAGAUAUUAUACUGGUAUACAUUGUGAACAGUAUGACCAGAAUGCUGUCAGUGGUAUCGGAAGACCGGUCACACAAAAACUACCAGGCACAGAUGUCGAUACACAACUCUGUCAACAGUAUAAUUGUCCUAGUAAAGCGAACAACGGAAUAUGUGAUAGUGAAUGUAACAUGCAUGCAUGUGAUUAUGACCAAUUGGAGUGUUCAUAUGGAACAAAGCCCUGGAAGAACUGUACUGCCAUAAAUAAUGGUGUCUUUUGUUGGAAGGUCUUCAAAGAUGGAAUUUGCAAUCCCCAGUGUAAUAAUCAAGAGUGUUUGUACGAUGGUUUUGACUGUCAACAAGAGAUGAAAGAAUGUAACCCCAUUUAUGACACAUACUGUAAGAAGUAUUACGCUAACGGCCAUUGUGAUAAGGGUUGCGAUACCAAAGAAUGUGAAUAUGAUGGUUUAGAUUGUGACACUUCACCUCAGAAACUUGCUAAAGGUACUUUGGUCAUCAUAGUAUUGGUGGAACCUGAAGUCUUCAAAAAUACAUCGAAGGAAUUUCUACGAAAAUUGGGCCAUUUGUUGCGAGCUGUGGUGCGAGUGAUGAAUGAUAAAAAUGGCUCCCCUAUGAUUUAUCCUUGGCAACAGACAACAGAAAAUGAUGGCCUGAGUAACAUUGUUAGAGUAAAAAGAUUUGCACAGUCUGUAAUUGGAUGGAAUUCGGAGACUAAUAGCCGCGAUAAGAGAGCUUUAUUAUCAGGGACUAAAGUCUUUUUAGAGAUUGAUAAUAGAGGUUGUUAUAAAUACCAAACAGAUGAAUGUUUUGACAAUACUGAUGCAGCCGCUCAGUUUGUGGCAGCUGCAUUACAACGUAAUGAUGCCGAUCUUGGCCUUCCGGUCGGCAAAAUAGAAAGUUUAGGUGCUGGAACGGACCCUGCAACUGGGACACCUAUGGCUUUUGUCUAUAUUGUUGUGGCCUGUGGUGCUAUACUUUUAAUAACAUUGGCUAUAAUUAUCGUCAUAUCACGAAAAAGGGAAAGAGCUAUCACAUGGUUUCCAGAGGGAUUUUUUACUAAACGUGGAUCUGACAAACCUGGUGUUAAAAACCGACGUGGUCCUGAUGGUGAAGAGAUGAAAGAUGUACAAAAAGGUUCCCAUCACUCUCAGUUAGACAAAAUGGAUGACAAUGACAAUAGAACCAAUGAAUGGGCUGAAGAAGAAGAUGAACAUCCUAAAGCCAAAAGACAAAGGAUGGAAGAACAAGAUUCAAGUGAUCAGUCAUUGGUUAAUUUUGAAAUUCCGGACUCAAGACAAUGGACGCAGAAACAUCUCGAGGCAGCUAAUGUCACAAAUCCCUCCAUUUUAACCUUGACCCCACCUCAAGGUGAUGACCCCAUUGAUACAAAGGACGUCAAUGCUAGAGGCCCAGGUGGAUUUACUCCAUUAAUGUUGGCAUCAUUCCGUGGUGGAACAGGACAGGACACAAGCUAUGAUGAUGAAAGUGGAUCUGCUGAGGGUAACGAAGGUGAAGACAGAUCAGCAGACGUCAUAACAAACUUACUUGUACAGGGAGCAUCCAUUAACUCACAGACUGACAGAACAGGAGAAACAUCUUUACAUCUAGCUGCUCGCUAUGCUAGAGCUGAUGCUGCUAAGGUUUUAUUAGACGCUGGUGCUGAUUGUAAUGCUAUAGACAGUACUGGACGAACACCACUGCAUACUGCUGUAGCUGCUGAUGCCCAGGGUGUUUUCCAAAUUUUACUGAGAAAUCGCUCUACCAAUCUAAAUGCUAGAAUGCAUGAUGGUACGACACCAUUAAUAUUAGCAGCUCGAUUAGCUAUUGAAGAUAUGGUUGAUGAUUUAAUUAACGCUGAUGCUGAUAUCAACGCUUUUGAUAAUAAUGGUAAGACAGCGUUACAUUGGGCAGCUGCUGUAAAUAAUGUAGAAGCUACCAUAUCUCUUCUACAACAUAAUGCUAACAGAGAUGCACAGGACAAUAAGGAUGAAACACCCUUAUUCCUGGCAGCAAGAGAGGGAAGUUUUGAAGCUGCUAAAGCUUUAUUGGAUCAUUAUGCAAACCGUGAAAUCACGGAUCAUCUAGAGUGCUUGCCACGUGAAGUGGCCGAAGAACGACGUCAUCAUGACAUUGUUCAAUUAUUGGAUACAUAUAAAGUGAAUAGUCCAGCGGGAAUGCAUCUUGCGAAUGGCGGAGUGCCUUCACCGAAUGAUCUGCCUUUUAUGUCACAUAUUCAUAUGAAGCAAAAACCCAAAUCGCGUAAAAACAAUAAAGGUGUUGCAAAGGAUCAUGGACCUAACUCUCCCAUCAAUGGGAAACCUAAUAAAUCCAAACCGCGCAAGAAAAAGACUGCUCAGACAGACAACAGUAAUGUAGCAGGAAUGAUCGAUCCUUCAUCUUUGGGAGUUAUUUCCCCUGUUACAUCUUUAGAAUCCCAGUCGCCACAGGGCUACGAUUUGACACCACCGCGGUACGAGAACACCAUGGUGGGAAUGCAGCAAGCUAAUUUACACGCACAACAAGUGAAUGAAAUGACUGCAAUGGCAGAACAUUAUAAAAAGGGACAAUAUAUUGAAAAUAAUGUGUUUCCGCAUUGGUUGGAUAAUCAACAUUAUAAUCAACAACAUCAACAGCAGUCGAUACCGCCCACUAGUACGACACCAACAUCUCAAUCGAGCGGCAGUCCGUUAAAUCACGGCAUACCAUCCCCCAUUAAACCUAAAAAUCUUCCGACAUCACCCACUCAUAUUCAGGCCAUGCAGCAACACGCUCAUCUCAAUCAAAAUCGUGUACAGCCGAACAACAUGAAUCUUUACCAGAUGAACGGUGACAGCAUUCCAAUCACCCCCACCAUAUACACACAUCAGAAGAUGUCCAAUCAUCAGCAACAACAAAUUCAUCCAUAUAGCCUGGACCAAUACCCAACCCCUCCCUCUCAUCAUAGUGACUCCACUCCCCAACAUCCCAUGUCCACUUUCCUUCCUGAUCAUUUCCCCACCCCCUCCCCCGACUCACCGGGGCAAUGGUCCAGCUCUUCGCCACAUUCAGCUCAUUCUGAUUGGUCAGAAGGAAUUUCGAGUCCGGUACAACCAGUGACAACACAUGGAAAACAUUGUAAAUGUAAGAGGUGUACGGACGCUGUUUAUAUCUAGACUAGAUCAACCAGUGGAUCGUUUUUUGUUAUAAAUAAAUAAAAAUAUAUAUUUUUACCUGGUGCAAAUGUGACACUAUAUUAUUAUAAAUAGAUAAUUCAAUAUAUUUUCAUCUAUGCCAAAAUUUGGACAAUAAGAUGAAGAGACGUGCUGCAUUUGAUUUGAUUGACAAUGUGAAAUAUACGUGGACACAGGUGUGUGUUUAACAGAGAAAUCCACAUCUUUUGUGGAAAAAUCAUUUAUAAAAAGGACAAAUACUUUACUAAAUGUUCAUAUUUUUUAAAUUAACUGCAAACAGUUUGCAGAUGGGUCCAUUUGUUUUCACAUAGUGUGCUUUAACAUGUAUUUUACCAAGGGUUAUGUUUUUAGCUCUAAGCUGCCAUAAAUUAAUCAUUGCUUAAUGUUUUCCACAAUCCAGAAUUUUACACAAACAAAUUAUUUUUAACAAAACAAAGAACCGAUAUUAUCAUUAAAUACUCAGAAUUAACAAGGGUCAAAUUGAAGAACAAAUUUUAUUAAAUGAUCAAGUUGACGUUCAGAUUUUUAAAUGAUCAAAAUUGAGGUACACUUUUCUGAAUCAUCAGAUUAGAAGUACAAAAUUGGAAGUUCUAAAUCAUCAAAUUGAAUUACUGGUAUGAAAUUCUGAUCAAAUUGUAAAUUUGAAGAUAAAAGUAUAAUAUUGAUUUUGUACUUAUAAGUUAAAAUCAAAUCAAAGCAAACAAUUAAAAUGGAACAUGUUUUAUAUUGUUACAAAUCUAUUUUGUUGAAUUUUUAUUGACAUCCAAUUUUUAAAGCUGGAUCAGUGGAAUUUGAAUUUUUAGAUGUUUUUUGUGUACACACCUGUAUAUUAAUAUAGUAUUUUAAACUCAUAAUGUACAUUGACAUUUGUAUUUUUAUACAAAAUAGAAAUAUCCAUAAGUGUGUUGAUCAUAACUUUUCAUCAAAUCAUGUGUUUGUUUUAGUUUAAUGUUCUUGUAAGGUCCAAUUUCUUGUUUCCUAUUAUAGCCGUAAUUCCAAGUAAAAUAAUGAAGAAUCGGAGCAUGAAACAAUACAUGUGCUAGCAGGUCUGUGGGGGUUUUAAAAGGGUUAUGGUAAAACAAGGAUUAUGAAUAUUUUUUUUAAACAGAAUGUCAUGUAUUUUUAAGCUUAUUUAGUGACAUUCAACUGUUUGUUGUAUCUCUAUGAAAUAUUCUGCAUCAAGAAAGGAAAGGAUACAGCUAAAAAAUAAAUGAUCAGAAAUGAAAAAAAGAACCCUUUUUAAGACUACAUGUAUAUGUUUUCAAGAAAAAGAAACGGUAUACGUUAUUAGUUUUUCAGAUUUGUUUCUUGGAAUAUAUUUUUAUUUCCUAAUGCAGACUGUUUUAUAGUUUGUUUAAAAAAUAUUUAUUUUCUCUUCUCAUACAUGUUAUGUUAUUUCGAUAAAGCUUAUUUAGUUUAGUUUACAAAUCGAACGCAACCCACCGAAAAUUAAUUUUAUAUUCUGUACUUUAAUAAUUAGACUGUAUAUAAAAUUAUAUUAAAAUCAUUAAAAAUCUAUGUAAAUGUCUCAUAAUUAUAUUUUAUUUUAAUAAUUUUUUUCGCUUUUAUAUUUAUUGCCUUGAUAUGUUUACCUAAAUUUCAGCAGCUAUUUUGAGCAAUAAUUAAAAGAAAUGUUUUAAGUAAGAUCUCGAAAUUAAAAUUUUAUUAACAACCAUUUGUAAUAAUCAAAAGCUUCUAUUAACUUCCAUUUUUCAAUGGAUAUUUAAUUAACUAUUCUUAUUAUUUUAAAAAUAAAUGGCGUGGUAUUAAUCUAAUGGUUAUAUUUUUUUGUAUCUUUUUCUUGAAGAAUUAAAAUCAAAGUCCAUUCCAAAAUUUCGAGCAAGAAAAAUAACAAAAGAAAAUUAUAUUUUAAAUGAUGUUUAUUGUGCAUGUAUCAUCAAUACUAAAAAUAUUUAAUAGUUAAAAAGAAAUUAAUUAAUAAAUUUGAUGAUUAGUGAGAGAAAACUUUAAGCUGUUUCAUGUUAUAUUAUUUUUCUAGUCUCUUAUUUUCGAGAUUUGUACUAAUUUAAUUUAGGUCAUUAGCUAACAAUAUUCUCCUUAAUUAUUAUAUAUUUAUGUAAAUAAUAUUUUGUCAAUCUCUUUAAAUUUGGAUUUAUGUUUGUACUGUAUAUGCAGCAAAAUAGUACGUUAAAUAUUUACAUUGAUAUGAAACUCCCAAAACAAAGAAUUUUCAAAUAAAUAUUACAUGUAUAACCUUUGUAUAAAAGUGUCAUAUCAAAAUUUGUUCAACAAAAAAUCAGGGUAUUUCUUUUUUUCUCCUCCUACAUUUUUUUAAUGUUUAAAUUUUUGUUCAAAAACUUUGUUUUGUAUUUGAAACAUUAUGCAUGUCACAAUUUGGAUUUUAAAUUCUGAUUUUGCAUAUCACAAUUUGAAUUUUGAUUUUGUAUGUACAAUGUAAAUUUUGAAUUCUGAUUUUGCAUGGACUAUGUGGAAUUUGAAGUUUGCAUGUCACAAUUUGAAUUUUUGAAUUCUGAAAUGUAAUCAAAGUCAGUAAAAGAGUGCUAGCGUCAGUCACAAUUUUUUUGGCUAUAUUACAAUUGUUUAUAUAUGUAAAAGAUUACAUUAUUCAUAUUAUUCUAAGUGUGUUAAAUUUUAUUAUGUUUUUGUACAUGACUUGUAUUUGUUGCUCUAGUUACCUAUAUAUAUACUUUAGUUUAUAGCAGUUAUUAAAUAAUGUCAUGGCAACCAGACUUUAUGAUGUCAUGGCAACAAGUGUUUAUUUCAUGUCAAUCACAAUGUACAUGUUUAAUCUGAAAGAGUUUUAAGAAUGGCAUCAAACCUCCCUUAUAUUCACAUGUUAUUAUAUAUAUAAUUCAACAUCAAAUAAAUAAUGUACAGACACUA
This is a messenger RNA of Patella vulgata (common limpet), 10431 nucleotides long. RefSeq names its product neurogenic locus Notch protein. Gene Ontology annotation, biological process: multicellular organism development; cell differentiation; Notch signaling pathway. NCBI's taxonomy places the organism in Eukaryota, Metazoa, Mollusca, Gastropoda, Patellidae. The record is from RefSeq and is a predicted model, not a curated record. The transcript is spliced from 33 exons. Bases 175 to 7548 code for a protein of 2457 amino acids. Gene Ontology annotation, molecular function: Notch binding; calcium ion binding. Gene Ontology annotation, cellular component: membrane.